This is a messenger RNA of Saccharomyces eubayanus, 2145 nucleotides long. RefSeq names its product carnitine O-acetyltransferase YAT1 (gene YAT1). The transcript has a single exon. Gene Ontology annotation, molecular function: carnitine O-acetyltransferase activity. The record is from RefSeq and is a predicted model, not a curated record. Bases 1 to 2145 code for a protein of 714 amino acids. Gene Ontology annotation, biological process: carnitine metabolic process. Gene Ontology annotation, cellular component: mitochondrion. Lineage: Eukaryota; Fungi; Ascomycota; Saccharomycetes; Saccharomycetales; Saccharomycetaceae.
AUGGCUUUGAAGGCACAAACGCAAGAUGUACCAGCUAUGAAAAGAUUGCCUAUUCCACCUUUGAAGGAUACAUUGCAAAGAUUUUUGGACAGGGUCGAGCCAUUACAGGAUGCUUUGCAAAAUGAAAGGACGAGAUCGACCGUCUUAUCGCCGACGAAUUUAAAGCUAAUGGAAACUUUACAUAAUAAACUGCUGGAAUAUGACUCACAAAUCGCCAAAGAAACUCCACAUUCUUCGUAUAUCGAACAAUUUUGGUAUGAUUCUUAUCUGACAUACGACGCCUCAGUAGUGCUAAAUGUUAAUCCCUUCUUCAAAUUGGAAGAUGACCCCAUAAUUAAUAAUCACACCUUCCAUUCGGAAUCUGCUCCAUAUGGGGAGCAUACUUUGCAGAUUAAAAGAUGUGCCAAACUGGUCACCUCGAUGUUAAAGUUCGUUAAAAGCAUCCGUUGUAGGACACUAAAGCCUGAUACCAUUCAUGGUGAGAUUCCAUUAUCUAUGGAUCAAUAUGAUAAGUUGUUCGGAUCAAGUAGAAUACCACCUAGUACAGGCCAAGAGUCGUGCCAUUUACAGACAGACCCUACUUCCCAUCACGUCAUAAUCGUGUAUAAAUCCCAAUUCUAUUGGUUUGAUGUACUGGAUAUUGACAAUUCGCCUAUUUUUUCAACAUCUGUGGAAUUAGAAUGGAAUUUGUACUCAAUUAUUAACGACUAUGAAGAAGCCUACAAGCAUCAUCGUCGCCACCACAAUCACCCACAGAACGAUAAUAGACCCUUUCCAUUUGGUCUUUUCACUACAGAAAGUAGAAGAUCGUGGGCAAAAGUAAGAGAUUACAUAUCUAAGGAUCCAGAGUCAACUAAUUGCAGGAAUUUGAAGUUAAUUGAAAGUGCCUUAUUCGUGAUAUGCCUAGAUGAUGUGUCAUUUGAAGAGGGACAAGAAGAUGAGCUGGUGAAGUCAAUGCUAUGCGGCACUUCGAAUGUCGAUUUGAGCUCCAAAUUGUUACAUAAUAGUAGCAUGCCGAUUACGUUAAGUUUGCAGCAUGGCACUUGCUUAAAUCGUUGGUAUGACAAAUUGCAACUGAUAGUUACGAAAGAUGGGAAAGCAGGCAUAAAUUUCGAGCAUACCGGGGUUGAUGGUCAUACAGUUCUAAGGUUAGCUUCUGAUAUUUAUACAGAUUCUAUCCUAAGUUUUGCAAGGGGCGUUACUCCCAAUGUUCUAGAUAUCUUUGAUGACACUAAGGAUAGCUCGCUAUUCAAGUCAACCGCUAACCUAAUCACAAUCCCAAGAAGACUUGAAUGGACCGUUGAUAAUUUUCUACUAAGCUCUUUGCAUUUUGCAGAAACAAGAAUAUCAGAUUUGAUUUCCCAGUAUGAAUUUGUCACCUUAAAUUUUGGAAAAUAUGGGGCCAGACACAUAAAAUCGGUUUUCAAAUGCUCGCCAGAUGCCUUCACGCAACAGAUAUUCCAAAUCGCAUACUAUGCACUGUAUGGUAAACUCGAGACCACUUAUGAACCUGCUAUGACAAAGGCUUUUCAAAAUGGCAGAACUGAGGCCAUCAGGACAGUCACCCCGCAAUGUAAAAUGUUUGUUAAGUCUUUGUUUGAUAAGACUCUAACAGAUAGACGGAGAAUUGAAUUACUUCAUCAAUCGUGUAAGGAACAUUCUCGGAUUACAAAAGAAUGCUCCAUGGGAUUGGGUCAAGACCGUCAUUUGUAUGCAAUGUACUGUGUCUGGAAUGAAUGGUUCAAAGGCAUACUACCGUUACCACCAUUAUAUCAUGAUAACUCCUGGAGUAUUCUGAAUACAAAUAUCCUAAGUACUUCAAAUUGUGGUAAUCCUUGUUUAAAAAGCUUUGGCUUUGGCCCCGUGACUGCUAAUGGGUUUGGGAUUGGUUAUGUUAUUCGUGAAGAAUCUAUAUCCAUCGUUGUAUCUUCCAAACAUAGGCAAACGCAUAGAUUUGCGUCUUUAAUGGAGAAAGCACUACUAGUCAUGGAUCGUAUCUUCCAGAAAGAAUCAAGAAUACCCAGUGAUGGACCUAUUUCUAAGCAAAGUCCAGAUGAGUCUGCACAUUAUUCACAACAUCAGGCCGAAGCUCUAGACUUCUUGUUGUCCGGAUACGGCUGUUUCGAUGUUAAUGUUUCUGGGUGA